This is a messenger RNA of Melanotaenia boesemani (Boeseman's rainbowfish), 3810 nucleotides long. It is a transcript of the gene lrrc8db, whose product is annotated as leucine rich repeat containing 8 VRAC subunit Db. The record is from RefSeq and is a predicted model, not a curated record. The coding region runs from base 423 to 2978 and encodes 851 amino acids. Lineage: Eukaryota; Metazoa; Chordata; Actinopteri; Atheriniformes; Melanotaeniidae. The transcript is spliced from 2 exons. Gene Ontology annotation, molecular function: protein binding.
GGUUUGCACCUUGACGACGGUUCCUAACGUCGGCGUUGCGUUUCAUUGACGGUUAAUGGAGCUGGUGGUGGUUUAAGCUCCUUUGGUGAAAUAACUGGGGGAAAAAACUAUUUCUCCUGCCUGUUGCAGCAGUGCAGGUCGUCUCUGGCGGAUCAGUGUAUCUGAUGAUCAUUUGCCUGUGAAUCCUUCCGGGCCGGGUGCACCUCCAGCAGCCGGCUGCGCUGCCGUGUCAGAGGCAGAGGACCCGACCAUCUGAAACGAGGAGGGGGUAGUCAGCUAAGCUGCUUACAGCACAACAGAAAGGCCUGCGGUUGAAGUGUUGCGAAUAACGACUUCAUGACAUCAGCGAAACAUGGCAUGUAAGAAGAGAGCUUGUUCGGAACAGCUGGCUUCGCCCUAACUGCAUCAAACCCGCUGAAGGGAUGUUUACCCUAACAGAAGUAGCCUCUCUGAAUGACAUCCAGCCCACUUAUAGAAUCUUGAAACCAUGGUGGGAUGUCUUCAUGGAUUAUCUCGGUAUUGUCAUGCUGAUGUUGGCCAUAUUUUCUGGAACCAUGCAGUUAACUAAGGACCAAGUGGUUUGUCUUCCCAUCUUGGAACAAUCUCCAGAGAUGGCUGGCGGCUUCUUGGGAACCCAACCGCCAGAGCCUGUUGAUGGUUUAUGGAACAAAGAGAGUGCGAUUGGGGAGCAAGCUGCUCCUCUCAUGGCAAAAAGGCCUCCAGACAGCAUUGUCCCCACAAUUCAAUUCACACAGCCACCUGCUCAUGGGCAGCCUCAGCCCACAGGAGUCAGGACCAAGCUGGAUUUUCAGCAGUACGUUUUUGUCAACCAGAUGUGCUACCACGUUGCUCUUCCUUGGUAUUCCAAGUAUUUCCCAUACCUUGCGCUUAUUCACACUAUUGUACUGAUGGUCAGUAGCAACUUCUGGUUCAAAUACCCAAAGACAAGUUCAAAAAUAGAACACUUUGUUUCCAUACUAGGGAAAUGUUUUGAGUCACCCUGGACUACCAAAGCACUGUCUGAGACUGCGUGUGAGGACUCGGAGGAGAACAAGCAAAGACUGGCCGGUGCCUCCUCCCUCCUGAAACAUCUCUCCAUGAGCAGUGAGGAUGGCAGUCCGAACCAGUCUGCUCCAGUGUUGACCAAAACUGGAGUCGCCUUUUCAGCUGAAAAGCUUGUGAGUGAAAUUCCGUCCAUGACCAUACUGGACAAGAAAGAUGGCGAGCAAGCGAAGGCCUUAUUUGAGAAAGUUCGGAAAUUUCGUGCCCAUGUGGAGGACAGUGAUUUGAUCUACAGGCUGUAUGCCAUUCAGACGGUCAUCAAAACUGUGAAAUUUAUUUUGAUUUUGUGUUACACGAUGACAUUUGUGGCAUCUAUAGACUUUGACCAUGUCUGUGAACCUGAAAUAAAACAUUUAACUGGGUAUGCUAAAUUCCAGUGCACACAUAACAUGGCUUUCAUGUUAAAGAAACUCCUUGUCUGUUAUAUUGCUCUCAUAUGUGUUUAUGGCAUUAUCUGCAUAUACACAUUGUUCUGGCUUUUUCGGCGACCACUCAAGGAGUAUUCCUUUGAAAAAGUCAGAGAGGAGAGCAGCUUCAGUGAUAUUCCCGAUGUCAAGAACGACUUUGCAUUCCUCCUCCAUAUGGUCGAUCAGUAUGACCAACUGUAUUCAAAGCGUUUUGGUGUUUUUCUCUCUGAAGUGAGUGAGAACAAACUUCGGGAGAUCAGCCUGAAUCACGAAUGGACCUUUGAGAAGUUGCGACAGCAUGUAACUCGAAAUCCUCAAGACAAGUUGGAACUUCAUCUCUUCAUGCUGUCUGGAGUGCCAGAUGCCGUGUUCGAUCUUACUGACUUGGAAAUCCUGAAAUUAGAAUUGAUUCCAGAGGCCAGAAUAACAGCUAAAAUCUCACAAAUGAUCAACCUGCAGGAGCUGCACUUCUACCACUGCCCUGCCAAAGUUGAGCAGACUGCUUUCAUUUUUCUCUGUGAUCACCUUCGGUGCCUUCAUGUCAAAUUCACAGAUGUUGCAGAGAUUCCUAGCUGGGUAUACCUGCUGAAAAAUUUACGUGAACUGUACUUGAUUGGCAAUCUGAACUCCGAAAACAACAAGCUGAUUGGACUAGAAUCUCUGCGAGAUCUCAGGCACUUAAAGAUUUUACAUCUCAAAAGCAACCUCACAAAGAUCCCAACAAAUAUAACGGACCUGUCCCCGCAUCUUAUCAGACUGGUGAUUCACAACGACGGCACAAAGCUCUUAGUGCUGAACAGUUUGAAGAAAAUGAUGAAUCUCGCAGAACUAGAGCUUCAUAACUGUGAGCUGGAGCGAAUACCCCAUGCUAUCUUCAGUUUGAACAACCUUCAGGAACUUGACUUUAAGUCCAACAACAUCCGUACCAUUGAAGAGGUCAUCAGCUUUCAGCACCUUAAAAGACUCACAUGCCUCAAACUUUGGUACAAUAAGAUCAUCACCAUUCCACUGUCAAUCAGUCAUGUCAAAAACCUAGAGUCCCUCUUUCUCUCACACAACAAGUUGGAAUCUCUACCCUCACCAUUGUUCACCCUUCUCAAGUUGCGGUACCUUGAUGUUAGCCAUAACUCCAUAGCGGUAAUACCACUGGAGGUGGGUUUCCUACAGAAUCUCCAACAUUUUGCUAUUACAGGCAACAAAGUAGAGAUAGUUCCCAAACAAAUGUUCAAAUGCAACAAGCUAAGGACAUUAUGUCUCGGCCACAACUGCAUCACCUCCAUUCCUGAGAAAAUUGGCAACCUCUCACAGCUCACACACCUGGAACUGAAGGGAAACUGUCUGGAUCGUCUCCCCGCUCAGCUCGGUCAGUGUACCCUUCUUCGCAGGAGUUGUCUAGUGGUGGAGGAUCACCUCUUUGACUCACUACCCAUAGAAGUCAAAGAAAACAUGAAUCAGGAAGCCAGUGUUUCAUUUGCAAAUGGGUGUAAAUGUCUAAGUGAUGGACGGUAGGAACAUUUUAAGUCUUUUUGAGAGCACCACAAGUAGAAAUUGUAGAUCAGGAUCAAGUACACUUUGCAAUCUUUUGCAGAUUUGCACAACACAUCCAAUCUUGGUAUGAUGGAGAAACUUAGUUUAACCACAGACAAUAUUAUAGCUUGUGUCACGUCCAGAUUUUUUCCUUUUCACUUUGUAUUUUGUUCAUGUGAGCAUGUUGUAGAGCUUGAAACACUCCUAUUUCUUUGUCUUUUGUGCACACAAAUAUCUGUAGUGAAUCAAAAGGAAUUAUAACCUUGAAACUGCUUGUUUUUGUGUUGUUGUUUUUUAUUGCUAUUUAUCAUGUGUCUUCAGGUUAAUGCAGAAGGCCAUAUACAUUUAGAAAAAGUAAGGAAAUUUGUGUUUAAAUAUUCCUUUGUCGCUUUUGGGCAAUAAAUCUUAUAUUGUUGGAAAAAUCUUUAUUUCAGUUUUUAAAUGAUUUGUAUAAAAAGUGGGAUGAGCAGCAAAGUUGAGUAUGUGGGUUGCUGUGAUGAAAAAUUUGCCAAAUCUUUUCUGCCAGUGCCAAACAGCUUAUUCUGCCACUGACUUUUUUUAGUGUCGGAUUAGAUUAUUAAAGUCUGAAGAAACAAAGACAAUUGACAGUUUAACAAUUUAUUUAUUUAACAAACAGGGACCUGAGCAGCAAGUAGAAUCUUAAAUAAAUAAUCCACUAAACACAAAAUUCCAUACUUUUUGUGCUGACUUUAUAAAGCUACAGUUAGAAGACGCUUAGCUUAGCAAUAGCUUGUAUUCAUGGGAAAGUUGCUUGUCAACAAGAAAAAAAUUAAUACCAACAUAUUUUUUUUUU